AUGUCUUCUCCAAACACUCGUGCUAAGGGUUCCUCUUCCUCAUGCUCUCCUGUCUAUCUCACUGGAGAUGGUGUCGACAAUCAUGCAAUAGAGUUUGGUCCUGUACCGAAGGAGAUGGCCAUCUUGUUUAGGGAUGAUGCUGAGGCCCCUCUGUGUUAUCAAAGCUCCACUUCUCUGGCUUCUCAUACCUGGGUUAGCAAAAACCUGAGUCACUCGUUUCCUUCAAGCGAAGUGAGGAAUAGUGCGGUGAAAUGGUCAGACUGGAUUGACAGGCUUCUUCCUAGGCACGGAACUCACUGGAAGAGGUCUGGUAUCUACGAUGCAAUUCUUUUGUCCAGGCACUCUAUUAAUAGAGAUGAGAACCUUCUGGCUGCUGCUCUAUGUUUCUGGAACUCUGCCAGCAACACCUUUGACUUCCGCCUAGGCCCGAUGACUCCAACUCUGCUGGACAUGGCUCAGAUCUUUGGGUUUAGGCCUCAUGGAAGGCCUGUUGAUGCUGUUGGUGAUUAUCAUAGAAGGAAAAAUCAGGAGAAAUUGUCCAGGCCCUUCACCAUCUCUACUGCCACCAUUAACCAGAAUUGCUCGUUUUCCAACUAUCUGAAGAAAUUCAGCACUGAGAAAGAUAGAGAUCAGCAACACAUGUUGUUCCUUCUUUAUUGGCUGAACAGGUUUAUCUUCCCCAACUGUUCCUCUGCAGUUCUGCUUGAGUACAGACAUUUGGAAAAGGCCAAUAAUCACACGGAUGUGGGGCUUGGGCUUACGGUCUGGUUGCAAGUGUACUUCCCAGAACUGAGGUUUCCAGACAUUGUUCUCCCUGAAGACUAG
Molecule: messenger RNA, 825 nt
Organism: Prunus armeniaca (apricot)
Lineage: Eukaryota; Viridiplantae; Streptophyta; Magnoliopsida; Rosales; Rosaceae
Source: the annotation of a GenBank genome assembly